AUGUCAGCAAGAGUAACAACACAGCGCCUGGCAUUGGACCUCUGUCCUCCCCGGGACAGCUCGUUCUGGCCGGCAUACGUAGCCAUCCGAGCAGAUCCCUCGUGGCAGCAGCAAGUAUGGCAUGCAACAUAUCCACCAGAAAAUCCACGUAGAGUGUACGAGAGAAACAGCACUCUGGUUGACAGACGGGGCCACGGCAUCUGGGCUGUGUCUAAACGUCACUCCGAUGCGACCGUUGUCAACCACAGCGGCGGUGACGACCGGGCAACAGAAUGGGUAGGUUGGAUUGGUUAUCGCAACCUAGACGACGCAUCACCGCAAUCAGCUAAAUGGCCACCCCCACCAGGUACCCUGGAGGUCUAUAUCGGGUUUUCAAGGGAGCAUUGGGGGAAUGGCUAUGGUACGGAGGCAUUAAAGGGGCUAGUGGACGAUGCGUUCAGCAAGCACCUGGUCAAGGGGCGCCUGACUGCUUGCAUACUAGAAGACAACCCGGCUUCAGAAAGAUGUUUUGAGGCAGCUGGUUUUUUGCGAACUUCCGAAGACCUGCGGUACGAAGACGAGGGUGGCUAUUGGGUCUUGGGGAGGGAAGAGUGGGAGAAGAGGAAGGAUCCGUGA
Messenger RNA from Neoarthrinium moseri, 615 nucleotides. RefSeq lists its product as uncharacterized. The record is from RefSeq and is a predicted model, not a curated record. The transcript has a single exon. Gene Ontology annotation, molecular function: acyltransferase activity, transferring groups other than amino-acyl groups. NCBI's taxonomy places the organism in Eukaryota, Fungi, Ascomycota, Sordariomycetes, Amphisphaeriales, Apiosporaceae. The coding region runs from base 1 to 615 and encodes 204 amino acids.